ACAGCGCGAGCACCCGGCGUGCGGAGCGGAAGAGGCCGUGGCGCUCCCGAGCCAGCGCUGGAGCCGAGCGCGCUGCCUGUCCGCCGCUGGCCGCUAGGGGAGGGGAAGGAAUAAGGGACGGACCGACGGACCGGCCGGCUAAUCCCCUCCGGGCUUGUCCCUCCCAGCCCUGCUCCGAGCCCGGGCCCCGCCUCCGCCGCGCCCCACCUCCUCCGCCGGCCUGCGGCGGCGGCGGCGCUCCGCCCCUCGAGCCGGGAGGGCCGCGCUCCCGGCCCCGCCCCGCCCCGCCCCCUCUCCCGCUCGCCCGCCGUGCUCGCCUCACGCCGGCGGCGCGGACCGGGAAGCAGCGCCCUGGGCUGCGCUCGGUUCGGAGGCGCUCUGUGGAGGCUGUGGCAGCGACGGGCGCCAGGCCGCCCCGGGGCCGGCGGAGGCGGCCGCUGAGGGGAGCGUGAAGAGGCAGCGGCGGCCCGGGGAAUGUGAGGCGGCACGGAGCGGGAGAGACGAGCCGGGGUGGGAGCGCGAGCCGCGGCUGCCGUGCCUCGGACGAGCCGCGUGCCUCUCUCGCCUCAGCGCGCGGCCGCCAGGAGCUGGGGGCUGGGUGCCGGGGACCGCGCGGGGCUGGGUUCUCUGAUUCAUUCAUUCUCCGCCGUCUGGAGCCCGAGGCCGCCGGUGCUGCGAGGAGAGGCGGGAAGAGGGGGCGGCCGCGAGCGGGGCUCCAUUGUGCUCGGCGGGGGCCGGGAAGCCGAGGGAGGUGGGCUUGGGCCCCCUGCGCUGCUCCCCGGCGGCCGCUGCGCCCCCAGCUAAGCGCCAGCCUGGAAAUGGCUCCGCUGAUGCUCUUCGAGAGAACGAAUCGAUCCUUCCCAGCCUUCUCUGCCUGCUCUCCACCUCCUCUCUGCUCCGAGUCUUAGGAGGACGAACAGUGAAAGGACGGAUUCCGAUGUGGUGUGCCGUGCACAUCGCGAGCGGCCGGGCUUUGCACUUCGAGAUUUUUUCUAUAUAAUUUUUUUUUUAAUGUCAGCGAAGGGAGACAGGGGCAUUGCUGCCUGUAGGAUUUUUUAUUAAAGUGUACGUCGCGUUGGGUUGCACGCUCCACCCCUAGGGACCUGGUGUGGUGAAAUUUGAACCCACCGCCUUAGCCCUGAGAAGGCCGAGUUACCUGGCUCCCUGGAGUGGCGAGGGGGACGUGAGCGAAAUGACCAGCGAACUCAUUUUUUAUAAGACUCGGUGAAGCUGGGUUUUGCGUUUUCCUUUAUGCACACACGGAUUUUGUGGAAUAGUUGAGUGCCGUAUUCUCCGCGCAACCUUUUCAAAUUCCAAAUAAGCAAAUGUUUGAACGUUUUGGUAUCGGCGCGAGUGAAAUCUUUUUGCCGACAAGAACUAACUGAACAGCCAGCAUCGUUGAGUUACCUCCGGAAAAGAUCUCGGGGGUUGAAAAGCAACUGCAAAAUAACAGACGGAGAAAAUUCCUUGGAAGUUAUUUUUGUAGAAACUUCAGAGCAAGUUUUCAUUGGGCAAAAUGGGGGAACAACCUAUCUUCAGCACUCGAGCUCAUGUCUUCCAGAUUGACCCAAACACAAAGAAGAACUGGGUUCCCACCAGCAAGCAUGCAGUCACUGUAUCUUAUUUCUAUGACAGCACAAGAAAUGUCUAUAGGAUAAUCAGUUUAGAUGGCUCAAAGGCAAUAAUAAAUAGCACCAUCACUCCAAACAUGACAUUUACUAAAACAUCUCAGAAGUUCGGCCAGUGGGCUGAUAGCCGGGCAAACACUGUUUAUGGAUUGGGAUUCUCCUCCGAGCAUCAUCUUUCAAAAUUUGCAGAAAAGUUUCAGGAAUUUAAAGAAGCUGCUCGACUUGCAAAGGAGAAGUCACAGGAGAAGAUGGAACUGACCAGUACACCUUCACAGGAGUCAGCAGGAGGAGAUCUUCAGUCUCCUUUAACACCAGAAAGCAUCAAUGGGACAGAUGAUGAAAGAACACCUGAUGUGACACAGAACUCAGAGCCAAGGGCUGAGCCAGCUCAGAAUGCAUUGCCAUUUUCACAUAGUGCUGGGGAUCGAACCCAGGGCCUCUCCCAUGCGAGUUCAGCAAUCAGCAAACACUGGGAGGCUGAACUAGCUACUCUCAAAGGAAAUAAUGCCAAACUCACCGCAGCCCUGCUGGAGUCCACUGCCAACGUGAAACAAUGGAAGCAACAACUUGCUGCAUAUCAGGAAGAAGCAGAGCGGCUGCACAAGCGGGUCACUGAGCUUGAAUGUGUUAGUAGUCAAGCAAAUGCUGUGCACACCCAUAAGGCUGAGCUAAAUCAGACAGUACAAGAACUGGAAGAGACACUGAAAGUGAAGGAAGAGGAAAUAGAAAGAUUGAAACAAGAAAUCGAUAAUGCCAGAGAACUCCAAGAACAGAGGGAUUCUCUGACUCAAAAACUACAGGAAGUUGAAAUUCGGAAUAAAGACCUGGAGGGGCAGCUGUCUGACCUGGAGCAGCGCCUGGAGAAGAGCCAGAGUGAACAGGAAGCUUUCCGCAGUAACCUGAAGACACUCUUAGAAAUCCUGGAUGGAAAGAUAUUUGAACUAACAGAAUUACGAGAUAAUCUGGCCAAACUACUAGAAUGCAGCUAAGGAGAGUAAAUUUCAGUGCCAAUUGAGGAAAAGAUACUGUCUUUGUAGGACUGUUUGGGCUUUGCACCAAGAUUGCACAAAAUUUUUUGAAUAUCAUCCCUCCAGGAGGAGGUGUUUUGAAAAUUGGAAUUGUAUAUUUCAGUAUAAAUUUUAGAAUUUAGCUUGUAGCUAGUUGGGAAAAAAAAGACAUGAAAAACUUGAACUACAAAUUACCUCCAUGUAUAUUGGCCAUAGUUAACUGGAAAGUUCUAAGUAGACACUUAAUGCAAUCUUUCACCCCUGAUAUUAGCUAAUGGGAGAAUUAACAAUGUCUGGGUCCUUUCUUCUUUUUUUUGUUCAACACAGUGAAGAUUAUCUGCUUUUUUAAAUUAAUUUAUUUAUGAUAUCUAUAGCUGUGUUUUGUGCAAAAAUUUAGUAGUGAAAGCCCUGUCUUUUGUUGUUAUCUGAAUAAUUUCUCAGGAUAUUUUUGCACUGCUGAGAAGCAGGGCCAUUACCAAUUAAUUCUUGCCAGGUGUGGGAGAGAGGUACAUCUUCAAUUGAAAAUCACCAGGUGUGGGAGAGAGGUACAUCUUCAAUUGAAAAUCACCAGGUGUGGGAGAGAGGUACAUCUUCAAUUGAAAAUCACCAGGUGUGGGAGAGAGGUACAUCUUCAAUUGAAACUCACCAGGUGUGGGAGAGAGGUACAUCUUCAAUUGAAACUCACCAGGUGUGGGAGAGAGGUACAUCUUCAAUUGAAACUCACCAGGUGUGGGAGAGAGGUACAUCUUCAAUUGAAACUCACCAGGUGUGGGUGUCUGGAGUUUUCCUUUUUUACUGGGAGUGUUUUCACUCUCGUGACUACUCUGGUACACUCUACUGUUCUCCAAUCUUGUCUGCUGUAUAGUUUACUUUUUCAUAUUGAUUCGUGUAUUUAUGAGAAGAUACUGUCUCCCAUUUUAUUACACACUUUAAAGCCAAUUAAACAAAGGCAGCUGAGUCCCUCGGAUAUUUUUCUUUUUAAAUUUAUAGUAAAUUUGACACACAGAACUGAAAUACAGCAGUUCGUCCUUGGCGGUUUAGGCUAGCAAUGUUAAGUAUCUUUACAGAAAAUAUGCAGUUACACUUAUUUAUAUAUUUGGCAAGAAAUCUUUUCUGAGUGAUCAAUGAAUUUCAAUUUAUGAGAAAUGAUGGCUAUGGGGGCACUGUUUAUUAUAGAUAACUUUAAGGUAAAUAGCUGAUUUCAAGGAGGUCCACUUCCACCUAGCAGCCAAUCAGAGGACUGUGUCUACAUUGUGACCGUGGCAGAUGGGUCUUCACCGAAACCAUGUCUUUAUUCAAACUUCACAAGGCAAUAUUUUGAACUGUUAACUAGGCAUUUCAAAACGGGAAAUACCUUCAACAGUCUCUUCUCGGAGAGCUAGUUUUAGUGUUGUUUUGAUGUAAUUUUAAGACAUUUAGCAAACAUACAUUUCUUUAUAUGAUACAUUUCUUUUACAGAGCUAUUUUAAUAGCAAGCCAAGUGCUGUCUGCUCUGCCCGAGUAGGGAUUGCAUCAGAAUACAUAUAUUCUUGCUGUACAAUGCCUGUGAUUUUGAAGAGAGUUCUUUUCAGUGGAUGCUUGAGUACCUGACUCCGGAGUCAAUAAAUGCACUGGGUUUUGUUUGUACCCCCAAAUGAUUGAAUUGUUAAGUACAAAUCAAGCAGAUUAACCCAUUUUUUCACUCAUAAACAGAUUCUUAGUACUAGUUUUGUUUUAUACUUAUGUGUAUGUAUGUAAAUACAUGCAUAUAUAUCAAUUUAUAUUAGAGUGAAAAAUAAAUGAUUUAUUUCUAAAGUUAGUUUCUACAGUGAGGUAUCUCUGAAAAAUCUGUAUCAGACACACAUAUAAUCAUCAUGUAUUAUAUGUCCUAUAACAUCACAUCAGUCACCCCCAUCUAUUUUAGGGUAUUUUCCUUAUCUGUUUAUUAUAGAGAGAAUAAUUUAGGUACACAUGCUCAGAGCUGAGAUAUUUCUCGGAUAAAUCAGGUAAUAAAAUUUAUUUGAUGGACAGAAUUUUGAAAACAGAUAUGAUUUUAUCUAUGAGUUUCUGAAUAUCAAAGAAUACCAGGUUUUAAUUUAAGUAGAGGCUUAACACUAGGGAUCAGGGAAUUUAGUUAUGAAUAGUUUAAAAAAAAUCUUAAAAAAAAGAAAAAAAACAGUGUAAGCUGUUAAUAUGGUAAGGGAAUUAUUUUAAUGAUGUAAUAAAAAUAUUUUUAAAUUUUGGCAUAGUGAUCAUUUAAUGGGAAAAUAACUCACCAAAAUGUCUCCACUUGAAUUGUACUGAUAAUGUGAGGCAUAUGUGUAAUUCAAUAUAUACAUAUACCUAUAUGUAUAUACAGAAAUUAUUUUUAAUAUUUUCCUACUGCUGUGAAAUUUAAAAUUGGAAAUUUUGUGAGUGUUUUCCAUGUCCAAUAGAGCCUAAUUGUUUCUUUUUUUAGUAACUUAACACUUUCUUGAGGGCUGCACCUAUAACUUCCCAGCUUGUCGGUAGACAUGUACAGUACUUGGGAUGAGGUGGACACAAGUGCACAUAUAAAUAAGCCUUCUUAUUGACUAUUUUAAACAUUCACUACACUAGAGGAGCAUCUAGAACUCAUCGCCUCUAAGUCAUAGAUUGUGUGCCUACUGUAGCUUUUUCCAUUGCUGUAUUAUAUAAACAUUUGCAUAUUAAAAUUUGAUUUUUUCCCAGAGAUAAAUAUUAUAUAAUGUAUCUAUAUUUAGAUCAGACUGUGGUAAUAUAUUGAUCAGAACUAAUGUUGGGGACGAUAGCCUGAACAUGUGGACUUGCAGCGACCCAGGAGGAGAGCAGAGGUCUAUCCCAUUUGUGUGUAAGUUAUUACAACUAUGAAAUCUUGUACAAAAGCAAAAACUGGAAAAAAAAUACAGUUUUUAUUUUGAAAUACAGUUGUUCUCUGGAGAAUGUACUUCCUCUUUUUUUCUCAGUCUUUUAAGGAUAUUUAAAGCAUUUAAGCAAUGGCAGCAUUUCCUUCAAUCCUACAGGUGCUACUGGAUUUUGCAUUAGUAUGUGAUGUUUUAAAAUCCUAACUUUGACAUAAAAGGUUUUGUAAGUAUUUCCCUGCCUGGAAAAUUAGUUUUUAUUCUUCUGUCCUCAUUCCCUCCUCUCGCUCUGCCUCUCUAGACUAAAAACAAACAUUCAUGAUAUUGCAUUACUGCUUGUCCCUAAAUGAAGUUUGCAGCACCAUCCAAACUCUGAUGCUCUGUGGUCUUUGAACUGUUGGAGCAGUUAGAGAAGAACUUGUCCCUUAUCUUUUCAGGUGGCACUGAAAUGGUAAGCUACCACACACCUUUAAAAAGCCAUGUCUUUGCUCUGUUCACAUUAAAUGUAUCCUUUAGCAGGUGUGUCUCUGCGUCUAUGUCUUCGUCUGCCUCUGGAGUGUGGGCUUGGGUUGCUGCCUCCCGACCCCACUGUCUCUGGAACAGAAGGCAGGACCUGGGGAAAACCCAUGGGUCAUUGUCUUGAGCCUUUCAUUUAUUUGAUACCAAAUAAUUUUAGCAUUUGAAAUUUUGUUCUUAAAGACUUAAAAUAGACUUCAUUGAACCUUUUAGCAUAAUCUUUUAGCAUUCAUGAGGUAAAUUGACAUAAUUUCUUUUUCUUUCAUGGUGCUGGGGGUCAACCCCAGGACUUAGCACACGCUAGGCAAGUUCUGUGUCACUGAGCUACUUCCAGCCCUGUAUAAAAUCACAAAGAAGAAAACUCCAGGUAAGAAGUAGUUGACUUUGACACAUUUUUUUAAAUCUUUAAUAGAAUACCACACCAUAUGGUAUAUAUAUUGCUAAGAAUAUAUAUUUUUUAUUUUAGACUCACUCAUUCCAUUGUCCUAAAGACAGCAAAAACUUUUAAACUGGGAAUCAUCGUUCUUUUAAUCCCAGCAUUGAGAAGGCUGAGACAGGAGGAUUGAGAGCUGGAGAUUAUCCUGGGCUAUAUAUAUAGUAAGACUUUGUCUCAAAAAUAAAGAAAAAUAAGUUUAAACCUAAUAAGCAGAGGGAGUUCAAAUCACUGACAGUUUCACCCAAGAAAUUUCGAGUCAGCACCACACUGCCUGACAAUCUGUUAGGCCACCAGGUAAAGGGGUGGCUUUAAAACAAACAAACAAACAAAAGGUAUACAUAUAAGUGUUUUGCAUACAUAUAUGUAUCUACCAAGUGUAUGUCGGGUGCUCUCAGAGAUCCAAAGAGGGCAUCGGAUUUUCUGCAACUGGAGUUACAGAGCUGCCAUGUGGGUGCUGGGAACUGAACGCAGGGCCUCUACAAAAGCAACAACUGUUCUUAACCACUGAGCAUCUCUGCAGCCCUAAUUCUCUGAGAAUUUCAUUCAUGUUCCCCAACGCCUCCCAGAUCUUCCCCCUCCCUAGCUACCCUACCUCAUGUUCUUUGUUUUGAAUGAGAGAAAAGAAUGGGGGAGACAGAAGAAGAGGAGAAGCCACCGAAAACAUGGAAUCUGAUUUGUGUUAGCCAGUUAAGUUACUCCGGAGCACGAGGCCUGCCUUGCACUGGAGCUGAUGUCCUCUGUCACUCCAAUGGAGAAUCGUCCCUCUCCCCGCAGCUGUCAGUUGCAAUAGCUUCUCGGUUAGUGGUGAGACUUUGUGUCCACUUCUCCUUCCCAGUAUUUGGACUCUGUCUUGCUUGAGCUUGUGCAGGUCUUACUGGACUGUACGGUCUUUGUGAGUUCAUAUGGUCAUCAGCCCUGUUGUGUCUAGGAUGUGUCUUCCUUCUCCUUAAAAUCAUCCACCACCCCUGACUCUUAAAAUCUUUCACAUAGAUCCUGAGUCUAGAGGGGAGAGGUGUAAUAAAGACACCCAAUCAGGGCUGAGAUAGUAUUAAUGAAAGCAAGAACCUGGGACUGGCUAGGUCAUGGGCCCUAGGGGAAAGCCUACUCCUGUUAUUCUGCUAGAUGAAUGUGGCAGUAAAGUGACUUCUGAUGACACAGCACUGUACCCAUAGGGGAGUGCAUUGCUGCUCACCUUCAUUGGAGAAGCUUCUCCUUGCAGGAGGUAGUGAUUAAUGCAGAGACCCACACACAGCCCGACAGCAUGCACCAUAAGAGACUCUGGAGAAGGCACCUUUCAAGGUAGCCACAGGUGCUGUGUACAGAUAGAAUGCAUGCGUAAGCACAUGCUAAGACAUGCAUGAAAUCCUUAGCAAAAUAAGAAAUGGAAAAAUAAAGAAGAGAAAAAUUUUUCUGUAGGUCAUUGUUAGUAAAGACAUGUGAACCAUGAAGAAAACUGCAUCUGGAUUAGGAUAAAAGACCAAAAAUACCCAAAGACUUCCUGUGGAUUUUCUCUUCUGUUGGUCACUUGUACUUCAAGUCAAGAGCAUAGCUCUCCAUGCUCCCAGUCCCAGCUGUCCAGAUGACUGAAGCUGGAGAAUAAUUUGAGACAGGAAUUGGGAACCACUUAGGCCAAUACAGAUCCUGUCUCUAUAAAAAUAAAUAAAAGGGGAUGGAGAAUUGUCCCUAUCAUGAAUCCUGAUCUAACAAACAGGAGUAUCAGAACCAGUGUUUACCUGAGGCAUAUCAGAAUGGCCAGACACAAAGUCCUCCCCCAACCUUAAUCCCUGCUACUUUGAUUUAGUUUUUGUUGGGGUUUUUCUGUUGUUGUUGUUGUUGUUGUUGUUUGUUUGUUUGUUUUGAGACAGGGUCUCUCUGUGUAGCCCUGACUAGCCUGGCACUCACUGCAUGACCAGGCAGGCUGCCCCCAGAACUCAACAGAGCUCCGCCUGCCUCUGCCUUCCAAGUGCUGGGAUUAAAGGUGUGCGCCACCACACUUUGCUGCUGCUUUUAACCAAAUCAUGAUUGCUCUGAAGAGUCUCAAAGUCCCUGAGAACAUCCUUCUAGUCAUUAGGAUUUAUAACCUGCUCCAAGACAUAAGCUUCUGCACUCACCAUUCUUUGGGAUUCUGACCUACUUUUGUCAGAUACACACAGAUAGAAAUAUUACUCUGCUUCUUCACAAUAGCAUUAAAUGAAAAUGCUAGGUGACUUCAUAAAUGCACCUCCUAGGCAGUUUCUGUAGUAUGACAAAGUCUUCAGCAUCUUUGUGUCAGCAUGUUUUCUGUUGUUCAUGUCUGUUGGGAUUGUCUUACUGAGUAUUCACUCAGUAAGUACCCUUUGUGUGACUUGUAAAUGAGAUGUUUUGUUCUUCCUGGCUUUUUGCUGAGUGACAUCUCAGAAAGCAUGGCUAGAAAUGAGAUAUGUUUGACGUCGACACUUCUCAACAGCUUGCAUUUGGAGAGGCGGGCAAGGAGCAAGGUUCAGAUGAUGGGCCCUGCUGUGUUCACAGCCACAGGUCGGUGUCUACACAUCUGUCAGGAGGUAGAGUUCUUGAUCAUGUUUCUGCUGCAGAUUUUUCUUCUAAAUCAUCUGCCCUGCUUCUCUAAAAUAUUUUUUAAAACUCAUUUUUUGUUUGCUUGGGUUUUUUUUUUGUUUGUUAUUUUUGUUGUUUUGAAAAAAGUCUUAUGUAGCCUAGGAUAGUCUCAAAGUUGAUAGCUAAAGACUGUCUGCCGAGUUCUGUAGUUCCAGGCCUGUGCUGUCCUGUCAGUGUCUGUGUGGCCCUAGGGCUUCGCCCAUGCUAGAGGAGCAUUCUGUCAGCUGAGCUACAGUUCUACCCUGUUAGGAUGCUUCAUGGCCCAUUCUGAUGCUUACAACUCCUGUUGCCAUUGUGAGUUACAUCAUGCUUUUGCAGGUGUCUUAUUCAUGGACUGUUUUAGUCUCAAUUUAAAGAAAAAAACUUACAGAUUUCCAAUGAUUUAAUGAAUAAUUGUUCAUGUGUAGAAUUUAAGUCCCUUUAAUUUAAAUAACAUCUUAGUUUGAAAGCACAUACUAGUAGUCCCAGCACUUGAGAGGCUGAAGCAGGAUUGCAAAUUUUUGGCCCGCCUAGGAUACAUAGCAAAACCUGUCAUAAAACAAAGUAGUACAAGCUGGGCUUGAUGGGCCACGCCUUUGAUCCCAGCACUCAGGAUACAAAAACACGUGGAUCUCUGCGAGUUGGAGGCUAACCUGAUCUAACAGAGAGACCCUGUCUCAAAAAAUGAAACAAACAAGCAAACUGUAGGGACUCAGUUCAGAGCAAUAGUUUUUGCAGAGGACCCAGGUUCAAUUCCCGGCACCCACAUGACUGCUCACUACCAUGCAUCACCUAGUUUCAGGAAAUCCAACAUUCUCUUCUGAUUGCCACAGACACCAGACAUGCACAUAGUGCACAGACACCAGACAUGCACAUAGUGUACAGACAAAGCGUGCAAAACACUCAUACACGUGAAAUAUGUAAAUCUUUAAGAAACAAAAGCAAGGCCAGCCUGGUCUUCAGGAGUAGAUUCAGGACAGCCAGGACUACACAGAGAAAACCCAACAGCAAUAAUCAAGGCCUUAGGAAGACAAUUCCACUCCUGGAAACUCAUUCCUUGCACUGAGGGAGAUCACUGGGAUAUACCAUGCUGUUCAUUCUGGAUGACUAGUCAGUGCUAGCUCUGUAGAAGCUAAGGCUUCUCCUAGUCGAUCUAACCAAUAAACAAUGAGUGCAAGUUAAACCUUGAAGAAGGCUGAAAGCACUGAACAAAGUCCCAGUCAGACCACAGCCAUGAUUAUUAAAUAGAGAACCUGCAUUGUGCUGGGUAUGGGGCUAUAAGGACCUCCUGGCUCAUGUGACUUUUUCUCUUAUAUCAAAUUAGAUUUAAAUAGAAAUAACAUAAGCAUAACAUUCAACAUUUGAGCUUCCCCUCUCCCUCAACCCCAAGACAAGUUUUUCUGUGUCUCUGUGUAGCCCUGGCUGUCCUAGAACUCACUCUGUAGACCAGGUUGGUCUCAAACUCAGAGAUCUACCUGCCACUGCCUCCCAUGUGGUGGCAUUAAAAAUGUCAGCCACCAUCACCUGGCAAAGUGGAGGAGACAAGACAGAACUCUGAGUUGAUGUGUCACAUCCUCUGCUAUAGGCCUCCCAACUCAUUUAUUUGUUUAUUUACUUAUUUAUUUUUGAGGCAGUUUCUUUAUAUAGCCCUGACCAUCCUGGAACUCACUCUGUAGACCAAAUUGGCCUUGAACUCGACAGAGGUUCUGCUUCUGCCUCCCCAAUGCUGGGAUUUAAGGCAUGCACCACUAAACCCAGCUCAUUUAAACCAUUUCUGAGAGUGAUUUUUAGAUACUUUCAUGGUGUUAUUAUCACCACUGUCUGUUUACCUUUCUGUCAUCUCUGAUGAUGUACCUUAUACCUCUAUUCUUGGAUACAUGUCAUACAGUGUUUGUCUUUUGGGGUCUGACUCGUUUCACUUAGCCUGAUAUUCUCAAGGCCCAUUCAUGUUGUGGCUUGUCUGGGCAUUCUGUUGCUUCUUGAGGCUGAUAAGAUUCUGUUGUGUGGACCCUAGCUUUACUUCACCUAUCCAGUCAUUUGUGGAUGAACGUUGGGUUGUUUCUGUCAUUGUGAAUAUGCUGCUGUGAACGCUUGUGUACAUGAAUCUGAGUCUGUGUGUCACGUUUUGGGGGGCUAUAAACCUAGGAUAUAAGUAGGAAUUUCAUGUGAUAAUUCUAGGUUUAACUUUUUGAGGAACAAGCAGAAGAUUGGGUUUGAAUUGGGUAAAUGCAAAAAGACUAGAAUAAGGUGUGAGCUGGCAGGGAAAUUCCAGUCUCCAGGCUGGUGUUUUGUAAUAGGUUCAUAUGUGACCCACGUGCCUUGUUUUAAAGUAUGUGUGCAUGUCAUACAGAGGUCAGGGAACAACUUUUGUGAGUUGGUUCUCUGCUUUCAUGUUGAGUUGUUGGGAUUAAAUGCAAGCUGUCAGGCUUGGCAUUGCACGCACUUUUACCUCCGGAGCCGUCUCACCAGCCAGUCCAUAUGCCUUUUACACAUUCUUUCCUAAGACAGUUACUGAGCACCAGCUACGGCCCAGGCUCUGUACUGGGAUAGAAACUACAGAAAGGGGGCCAUAGUUGCGUGCUAGGUCAAGUUAUUUAUACUAUACAUGCUGUGGCAAAAGGCGACUCUGGCAGGGGACAUCAUCCCAGGGAAGGGGAGUGGGAAGGUCUUUUCCAAAGGAAGGGAACCCUCCCAAAUUCUUGCUGGAGGAACUAGAACUAGUCAGUAAUAGGCAUAAAAGAAUUACUGAGAGUGUUUCAUAUGCAAAGACUCAGACAGAAAAACUUUGGGGCCAUUUAGAUUAGAGUGGGUCAGUGCAGAUGAAGCAUAGAACAUGGGAAAGGGCAUGACAACAAGGGGGCAAAAGGUACAUUGGAAGUUGGUAGUUUAUUUAGAAGGUUUGAUUGGGGCAUUAUUCAUUCUGAGGGUAAUGGAGAGAUAAGGGGAUUUUGUUGCAAAGAAGUAAUGCAAUAAAAUAUGUUUUAUAAGACCAGGCAGUUACAUGAAUGGCAAUAAUCACUGCUGAGAGACUAUUGACAGCUAUGGCACUGGGGAUAGGAACUAUGCAGUGAUGUGUUUGAGUAGGAUUUAGGAGGUAGGAUUUCCUAACUCGGGUAGGUGGCUUGGGAGAAUACGUCUUGAACUGCAGGCUGAGUUCAACACGAGGAAGUGCUGGAAAGCAGAGAUCAGAUGCGUGGAUUAGGCUCUGUUCCUCUUGUGUGAAUAGAUGGAGUAGGGCUGGAGUAAAUGAGUUUCCUUUUGAAUGGAUUUAGUGUGCAUGGAAAAAUACCCAAAUGAAACUUUUAAGUCUAGGUAUGAAACUUGGGGGAAAACAAGAGCUGAAAAUAGCUGCUUAGGAGUCAUCGCUGUGUGGUAGCAAUUCAGGGCCUGAAUGUGAACUGAAAGAAUCUAGGCUAGAUGCAGCUUGAAGAAGAGUUACAAGGGGGUCAGCCAGAGUAGUGGGCCUUCUGAGAGCCUAGCAUGGAGUUCUAGAAAGCCAUAAUUCACAUGAAAAUACAGCCACAAAUCAACUCAUGUCUCAGGGUGAUGGCUUAAAAUACAUUCUGUUGAGAUCCUUUAUUUGAUAUUUUAGGCUUAAAGGAAUAAAAAAAAAAACCCAACAAACUGAAAUAUGUACUUUAGCAAACUCAGAUUCUUUAUGUAUAACCUUUAAAAACAUGAAAGAAAUUUGGGCUAACAGUUUUUUCCUGGAAUAACACGGCAAGCUGGUAAAGGAUUGCCGCUGGUCUCUGCAGGAAUUAGGACUUCCUGACUGCGCCAGCUGAACUAAACCCCAGAAAUGGCGUCUGUGGGUGAUGUCUUCUAGAGACCCAUUUUAACACUUAACGAAAACAGCUUUAUUUUCUCUAGUGGCAUGUUGACUAAAUGCUCUGAACCACUGUUUGUGUAUUAUUGGACUUCAUGUUGUUAUAGGGAGUGGGGUGCUGAGGCUACAGCCACAAGAAGCUUAACUACUCCUUUCUGUAGCUCCUCAGCCUCAUCAGGGUUAAGUUCUUGGGACUUGAGUCUGAGGUUCUUUGUCUUUCGGUUUGUGAAUUUGAUACUGAAUUCAUGACCAAGUAUUUGUAUAUUUUCAAUGCUUUAGAAAGUUUGUUUCUGUCAUUCUAAGUACUCCUCUUUCUUAUUAAUUCAUAAGCAUAACUACUUACAAAUUAUUCUCUUAUAAAAGUAAUCUCAAAUGGUAUCAACAAAAACUAUUCUUUGUACUUGGUUUUAGUCUGCUGUGGUAUUUAAGUUUUAUUUCUAGUUUGAGUUACAUUUAAAAUUAGUUGGAAUUCCUUGAGUAGACAUUAUUUGUCACUUGGGCAAUAGAUUGAGCAUGUUUGACAUUACAGGAAGGAAAAAGGAGCCACCAGUGUUCACAGUUUGCUCAAAAUAUCCUAUAAAAUUUUCAAGUCAACUU
Molecule: messenger RNA, 13418 nt
Organism: Chionomys nivalis (European snow vole)
Lineage: Eukaryota; Metazoa; Chordata; Mammalia; Rodentia; Cricetidae
Gene: Homer1
Product: homer scaffold protein 1
Exons: 10
Coding region: 1517-2617 (366 amino acids)
Biological process (GO): regulation of store-operated calcium entry; G protein-coupled glutamate receptor signaling pathway
Cellular component (GO): dendrite; postsynaptic density; plasma membrane
Molecular function (GO): G protein-coupled glutamate receptor binding
Source: RefSeq, a predicted model, not a curated record